AUGGUCGACCUGGUCGACCAUGUCGCUCGUCACGUGAUUCCUAGUCCAAGGAAAUCCUUGGAUCGCUUAGCUAACCUAAACGAUCCCUAUUUGCUAUAAGUCUACGGAUGUGCUUAACUUGUCAGGGCGCCGCCUGGUCUUCACUCUUCACGUGUUAACACGUGAUUCGUGACAGGAACUGCGUUACCCUACUAUUAAGGCAGCUCAGGGCAUAGCAUGGUUUAAGCGACACCAAAAAGCCCAACGCAAGAUUAACUGCAAGAAAGGCAAGUUAAAGGACAAGUUGCUUAAUAGCAGCAUUGAUAAGUUUUAUGAAACUAUUCAUUUUGAGGAGGUAGAUCGGCAGAUACAGGGCAUCCUUCCCGAUGCUGAGGUGCUUAACCCGUCAACUAUUGAGUAUCAGUUGGAGGAGCGAGCGACGGUCGCUAGACUACUCUUUCAGCCAUUUGAUAAUCUAAAUGUGGAUAAAGCAUUUAAUGUCCGGGUUCAACUGGUCGAUGUCCUUGCAAAGCUCUGUCAUCUACAAGAAACUCCCAGCAAAUUCAAAGCAGCAAACUCAAAGAAGCCUCUAAUCGCCCAUCAUCGUCUACACGCUAGCGACAAUGCGAAAAUGCUUCAGGAUAAACUAGGAGAGAAUCGGGAUACCCAGACGUUGGUGUGUAAAGAUUUACACUCAGACUCCCCGUUGCAAUGCCCAAUCUGCGAAUUCGGCUCAUUUUCUCGUAAAGACAGUUUAGCCAGACACGUCAAAACUCAGCACCUUACGAGACGUGCUACUGCUGACGGCUUUCCUUGUCCUUAUGAAGGCUGCUCAGCCUACUUAGCUGGCACCCCACACUUCAUGAAUCACACGGCACGGCAGCAUAAUCUGUGUCUCUGA
Molecule: messenger RNA, 880 nt
Organism: Hymenoscyphus albidus
Lineage: Eukaryota; Fungi; Ascomycota; Leotiomycetes; Helotiales; Helotiaceae
Source: the annotation of a GenBank genome assembly